Molecule: messenger RNA, 5400 nt
Organism: Schistosoma turkestanicum
Lineage: Eukaryota; Metazoa; Platyhelminthes; Trematoda; Strigeidida; Schistosomatidae
Source: the annotation of a GenBank genome assembly
AUGGGAACAUAUCAAACUAAUUUGAAUAUUGACAAUACCGAAUCAUUAUCAUCUCAAUCGUCCUCGUCGGCAUCGGCAUCAGCAUCUGCGUCAGAAUCAUCAUCACUAUCCCUGUCUUAUCGAUUCAAUGAACAAUUGGCUAAUCAUUAUAAUGAGGAAGACAAUCAAUCAAUCAUUAUUCAUCAUGCUUCAUUAAAUUUACUGGAUAAAAUAAACUCGUCAACACUGCCAACAACCACAAAUACUGAUGUAACAAAAAGGUUUUCAUUUUCCAAUGCUCCUUUAGAUCAAUCAUUAAAUAUGAUUCAUCACAAUAAUAAUAAUAAUGAUAAAAAUGAUCAAUUGGAUGGAACUUACGAUUUGAAUCCUUUAUCUUUGCUGGAAAGUGCAUGUUCACUAGCCUGUGAUUAUUCACCUUUAUUUGCAUUGACAAAUUCAUUGCAUCAUUUUAAACCGGACACAUUGAUUACUAGUUCUUCUUCUUCAACAACGCUAACAACUCAGACGACUACCAGUACGACGUCGACUAUUUCUAGUAGUAGUAGUAGUACUACUACUACUAAUACUACUUCUAGUUAUUGCCAACCUAAAGAUUUACAAAUAAUCAAUAAAAAUAACAGACGUCAUACAGGAGGAGUAAGAAAUCGUUUGAAAUCUACCAUAAAAAAUCAACCGCUCUUUUCAAAUCCUACGAAACAUUUCAUUGGUCUACCAUCUUGUGAUAAUAUCGAUAUUAAUAGUAAUCAACAAUCAAUAACAUGGUCGAAUGAUCUCAAUAGUAAUCGUAGUGAACAUUUACUUCAACAGCAUGAUUUACCAUUAUCCUUAUUUACAAAUAAUUCCGAAAUGAUCACAACAUCACUAUCACAAAAUCUUUUAAAAUCAAACAAUAUGAAUAGUCAUACCAUGAAUUAUACUACUACUGAUAUAUUGUAUAAUAGUAGUAUUAGUAAGACAAUGGACAAUAUCACUAAUUCUCAUGUUAUCAUCAAUGAUAAUAUUCAUUGGUUACCACCAACUAAUAAAACUAGUGGAAAAGAUUACAAUCCAUUGUGUAUAAAUGAUCAGUUAAUGAAUUUCACAAAAUUUUCUCCAUCAUCAAAUCCUGAAAAUUAUCAUUUACAAUAUACAGAACCAAGAAAUUGUGAAAACAACGCUGAACCACAUCGAUUCGAUGCAGAAUUGUUGAUAAAGUGGAGAGGUAAUGAAACAAACUAUCAUGAAAGCAGUAAUAAUAAUAAUGGUAAUAAUAACAACGAAUACUUUAACAUUGACAAUCGACAUCAAACAACUACCACUCAAAAUUAUUUAGACACAAAUAAAAACAAUUUAUCAACCAGAGUCUAUAAUGAAGACUUGGCAUUACAGAAAACAAAUGAUUUACACAAUAGUUUACUUCAUUGCAAUACCAGUAGUGAUGAAGUAUGUGAAAAGAAGACAAAACAAUCUAUAGUAAAUUUACAAGAAAAAAGUCCUUCAGAAAUAACACAUAAAAAACAUGCCAAUUAUUAUGAGAAAAAAAUGAAAACAUUUCAUUUACAACAGAAAAACAUGGAAAACAAUGAUGAUGAUCAACGCAGGGAUGCUUUAUAUGAUGAUUCAAUGAAUACGGCUUAUUUCAAUAAUUCAGCUGAUUCAAAAAUGGAUUUGAACAGAAUUCAAACAUUUGUAAAACCCGCCGAAAAAUUGCUGCAUUAUUCAAUGUCCAAUAACGAUAAUUUGUCCAAUUUCACAAUCUGUUCAACGCCAAACUUAUUUACAAUGACUAAUUUAAAUAAUAAUAAUAAUACAAGUCAAAUAUUAGGUAUAACCAAUAUUUCUAAUUCAAAUGUAAAUACUGAUCAGAUAAGAAUGAUUUCAAAUGAAUUUCAAAAUAAUCUUGAUACAUCCCUACAUAGUUUAGCACAAACUACACCAACAGAUUCAUCAAUACAAAUGAAUGAAAUGAAUUUCAACAAUCAAACAUGUAAUUAUUUAUCUCCAGUACAAUCUAAUGAAUGGAUCGAUUCUAAGAUAUCAAAACAUUUAAAUAUUGACCAGACACUGUCAUCAUCACCAUUCACUACAAUAACAUCAAUAAUAUCAAGGAAUACACCAUUGAAUUCUUGGAAUUUAGAUAAUCAUGAAAAUUUGCAAUUUUUAGAUAAUUCAUCACAAAAAUUAUUUCAUCCUAAUGAUCAUUUAAAUAAAACAGAUUACUAUGAUCCUCAAUUGAAUGAAACUUAUCUACCUACAUAUAUGAAUUCGAAUCAAGCAUCUAUUUACUGGCAACAACAACAACAACAACGAGAUCAUUCGGACGAACAUGAACUAAGUCAACAUAAUCAACAAGUUAAUUUAUUCAAUCUAACAAACUCCUUAACGAAUAUUUCACAAUCAACAGAUUUAAACAAGGAAUCAUCACUACAACAGAAACAUGAAUUCAAAUCGUCUAAUAUGAUAUUGCCAAAUCCUGUCAAUGAAUUAGUAACUGUAUAUAAUAAUAAUAAUAAUAAUAAUAGUAAUAAUAAUGAUAAUAUAAAUCCAGUUGUAAAUAAAAAAUCAAAUCUUCACUCUACAUACGAUGAGAAUCAAUUCAAUACACUUUUACAUAUCAAUUCGAAUUUCAUGGAAUCUUCAUCAUGCUUGUUUAAUUCGUUAGUAUACAAUCAAAAUUCAAUUGAUUUUACAACUAAUAACAAUAAUAUUAAUGAUAAUAAUAAUAAUAAUAAUAAUAAUGUUGUCUAUCAUAUGAAUUCCAUAUCAGAAUCCACUCCUACAUUAAAUGAUCACAUAUCAAUUGAUUCUUCAUUGUCAACACUACCAAUCUCAUCCUCGUCCCCUUCAUUAUCAUCCGCAUCGUCAACAUCGUCAUCAACAUCAACAACAACAAAUAUAUUCAAUGGAAUGUUACAACAACUAACAUUACCAUCGAAUUCACUGUCAUCCAUAUCGACAACUUCGUCGAUUGCACUGACCAACUCAACAAAUCAUCCAGGUAAAUUAUUUACUAAUUCUGCACGUCAAAACUACCAGUCAUCAAAUCGAUUAUCGGAUGAAUUAAUCCAUAUGACCGAAUCCUAUUCACCAUCUUCUUCCACGUGUAUUCUACCACAGUUGCGCGGAUUCAAUGAAUCUUUAACAACAAUGAAUGGUAUUGAUUAUUUUCCUAGUAAUAAUAGUAAUAAUAAUAAUAAUCGAACUGAUGAAAUCAUACAUACAAAUAUACUUGUCAGCACCAAUCAUCAUAACAAUUCCAUCACAAAUGAUAACAACAGUAAUAAUACUACUAAUACUACUAACAACAAUAAUAAUAAUAGUAGUAGUACAAUCAUUUCUGGAACAAGUGAAUAUCCAUCAGCGGAUGAUUUAGAAAUAUUUGCAAAAAUGUUUAAACAACGUCGAAUUAAACUAGGCUAUACACAAGCUGAUGUCGGUCUGGCGUUAGGUACAUUAUAUGGGAAUGUAUUUAGUCAAACAACAAUAUGUCGUUUUGAAGCAUUGCAAUUAUCAUUUAAAAAUAUGUGUAAAUUAAAACCAUUAUUACAAAAAUGGUUACAUGAAGCAGAUUGUUCCACUGGUACAACUAAUAAUCUUGACAAAAUCACUACACAAGGACGUAAACGUAAAAAACGGACAAGUAUUGAAAUUGGUGUGAAAGGUAUAUUAGAAAAUCAUUUUAUGAAACAACCAAAACCAUUAGCACAAGAUAUUAUCCAAUUAGCUGAUGUAUUAGGUUUGGAAAAAGAAGUUGUACGUGUAUGGUUUUGUAAUAGACGACAAAAACAGAAACGUUUAAAUCCUUUAUUACUUGGUUCUGCGUAUGAUUCAAAUGAAGAUGAUAGUACGUGUAGAAGUGAGAAUAAUGAUGACAGUUAUGAAGAUGAUGAUGAUGAUGAUGAUGACGAUGAAGAUGACGAUGAUGAUGAGGAAGAGGAACAGGAGGAACGGCAGGAAGCGGCAGCAGAUACAGAAGGAAAUAAUCAAUUGGGAAUGAAUAAUAAUAAUAACAAAGAUAAUCUAUGCAAUAACAGUACUAAUAACAAUCACGAUGAAAAACAUCUUGAUAUGCCUAUGAAAGAAAAACAAACUACCAUUAAUCAUAUCGGUGAUAAUGAGAUGAACUACAGGAAAUCAGAGAACAUUCUAGAAAAUGAACAUAGUCUAUUUGAACAUGAGCAUCAUCAUUCCGAUCUGUGUGACAAUCAAUCAUUAAGACGUAGUUCAAUCAUAAAACGUACUAAACGUCGCCUGAACCAGUCACUUACUCCUAUCAGCGUAAAUUGUAAUUAUACCAAUGAUCAAUCAUUAAUUAAUUCUGUUCGUCAUUUAUAUGGAACAACAACACCAUGUUCAUCAUUGCUGUUACUGUCGUCCACAUCAUCGCCAUCCUCUUCAAUGUCAGGAAUUAUGCCAUCAUCUUUAUUGCCUUCAGUGCAUUCUACAUUUCAUGUAACUAAUUCAAAUCAACUUUUUCCUUCUAACUAUUCUACUUAUGAUAUGAAUCAUCAUACGCCAUUACAUAACAUGUCGUUUAAUGAUACACAGCAAACUUUGAUUAAUACAGAUCCUAUUCUACAAAAAUAUCCAUAUAUAAUGACAGAUAAUGAAAAUAUAAUUGACAAUAAAAUAACUCAUGAAUUGUUAAAUUUACCAUUGAAAUCAUUCAAUAUACAUUCUAAUGCUACCACUACUACUACCACUACAACUACUACUAGUAUUAAUAGUAGUAGUAUUACUCCUACGAAUUCAUUGUAUGAUUCUUGUGGAUUAUUGAAUGACAACAAUCAGUCAAUGGAUUAUUUAAUGAAAGAACAAUUAUCAAACAUUAGUAGUUGUAAUAAUAAUAAUAAUAAUCAUAAUAAUAAUUUAAACUUUAAUCAACACCAUGUCAAUGUAAUCACAUCCAGUGAUGUGACAUCGUCAUUUCAUACGAAUCAUCUUCAUCAUCAUCAUCAUCAUCAUCAUGAUCAUCCUACGAAUACAUUAGAUUUGCUGAAUUAUAAUCAACGUUUAGAAGAUCAUCUAUCCAAUUUGUCAACAAUCCCUAUGACAUCAUCGUUGAAUAAUCUGACUGAUUUAACUGAACUAUCCACAUAUCCUCCACAUGAUGAGUCAAUGAUGACUAGAAGUAAUCUAUUGACUGAGACAAAUCUACUGUCAAAUUGUAUCAAUGAUCCGAUGAAUUACUCGACAGGCAUGGAUAUCAAUUUAAAUGGAUAUCAUACUGAACCAGUGGUAACAACGUCAACAACAACAUCAGCCGCAGCCACAGCCACAGCGUCGACACUCACAUCAUCAAUCAUUCCAAAUAGUUUUAUACAUUCAAGAAAUUCUAAUACCAUGAUGAUUGAAUGUAAUAACAACGCAAUGAUGAAUGAUAAUCCCUUGAUUUAUUUUCAUCAAUCACAACAUCAGUAA